Molecule: messenger RNA, 1023 nt
Organism: Ananas comosus (pineapple)
Lineage: Eukaryota; Viridiplantae; Streptophyta; Magnoliopsida; Poales; Bromeliaceae
Product: ribulose-phosphate 3-epimerase, cytoplasmic isoform
Exons: 8
Coding region: 121-801 (226 amino acids)
Biological process (GO): pentose-phosphate shunt; carbohydrate metabolic process; pentose-phosphate shunt, non-oxidative branch
Cellular component (GO): cytosol
Molecular function (GO): metal ion binding; D-ribulose-phosphate 3-epimerase activity
Source: RefSeq, a predicted model, not a curated record
UCUCUCUCUCUCUCUCUCUUUCUCUCUCUCUCUUUGCUUUUACUACUCACCAACCCCCUCACCUUCCCCUUCUCUCCGACGACGAGAGAGAGAGAGAGAGAGCGAGAGAAUCGAGGGCUAAUGGCGGCGGCGGCGGCGAAGAUCGCGCCGUCGAUGCUGUCCUCGGAUUUCGCGAACUUGGCGGCGGAGGCGGAGCGCAUGGUCCGAUUCGGCGCCGAGUGGCUCCACAUGGACAUCAUGGAUGGCCACUUUGUCCCCAAUUUGACUAUUGGAGCUCCAGUUAUUGAGAGUUUGAGGAAGCACACAAAGGCAUACUUGGACUGCCAUCUUAUGGUUACAAACCCUUUGGAUUACGUCGAUCCAUUAGCAAAAGCUGGUGCUUCAGGCUUCACAUUUCAUAUUGAAGUAGCAAAAGAGUAUUGGCAAGAGCUCAUUCGCAGUAUCAAGUCAAAGGGCAUGCGGCCCGGGGUAGCAUUGAAGCCGACUACUCCUGUGGAAGAAGUUUUUUCACUGGUUGAAGCAGAAGAUCCAGUAGAACUGGUCCUCGUUAUGACCGUAGAGCCUGGUUUUGGCGGUCAAAAGUUCAUGCCAGAAAUGAUGGAAAAGGUGCGUGCAUUGAGAAACAAGUAUCCUGCCCUUGAUAUAGAGGUUGAUGGUGGCUUGGGUCCUUCGACAAUUGACGCGGCAGCUUCUGCAGGAGCAAACUGCAUAGUUGCAGGAAGCUCUAUAUUUGGAGCUACGGAGCCUGCGGAGGUCAUUAACAUUUUAAGGAAGAGUGUUGAAGGAGCUCAACAAAACUAAUUACGUAUACACUCUCUAGUGAUAAAACUAUGCUGUUUGUUAUUAUUAGGUACGAUAUAUAAGGCAUUAUUUAUACAAAUUAUUUGACGUUACGGCAUACACUGUCUUAUUAUAGAGUUGUUGAGAAAUGUCCCCUUGUGGGAUCAUACAAUACGUUAUCUUUGUUUGUGUCUUGUUGAAUGGAAAUGCCUUUUUAAAUGGAAACUGUGCUUGGUAUCCUUC